AUGGACCUUCAGAUGGUGAUGGGAGGGGUGCCCAGUGUCAUGCUUCGAAGCCCCCUCCUCCUUGCCACGUCUUCUCAUGAGACUUUCAGGAUCAAGCGAUUCCUGGCCAACAAGCAAAAUCAUCCCAUUCCCGGAUGGAUUCGAAUGAAAACUAGUAAUAAAAUCAGGUCCAACUCCAAGAGAAGACACUGGAGAGGAACCAAGCUGGGUCUCUAA
This is a messenger RNA of Phacochoerus africanus (Common warthog), 216 nucleotides long. RefSeq names its product 60S ribosomal protein L39-like. Lineage: Eukaryota; Metazoa; Chordata; Mammalia; Artiodactyla; Suidae. Gene Ontology annotation, cellular component: cytosolic large ribosomal subunit; ribosome. The transcript is spliced from 2 exons. Bases 1 to 216 code for a protein of 71 amino acids. The record is from RefSeq and is a predicted model, not a curated record. Gene Ontology annotation, biological process: translation. Gene Ontology annotation, molecular function: structural constituent of ribosome.